Molecule: messenger RNA, 686 nt
Organism: Drosophila albomicans
Lineage: Eukaryota; Metazoa; Arthropoda; Insecta; Diptera; Drosophilidae
Exons: 2
Coding region: 187-507 (106 amino acids)
Source: RefSeq, a predicted model, not a curated record
AAACUCAUUGCACUUUAGUAUAUAUUGAAAUAUUAAAUGCAAAAGCAUUUCAAACAAUGAAUAUGAAAUGAAAGUUAGUUAUUAAAAUAUGAGAAUCAUUUCGGGCUCCUUAAUGGACCUGCGUCCGAACAGAAACGCAUUUGCAAAUUGCCCAAAUUGUUGGCCAGCUGUGGCUCACAGCGAUAAAUGGGCUGUGGAAAUCAACAAACGUCAAACAGGCAGCAAAGAGCAACCAUCCAACCACAUUUACUGACCAUCCGGAUGCACUUCAACUUUCCACCCUGUUGCGUACAAUCAACGCGAGCCACGGUUAUGGAAAAGCAGUGGCAUUGGGUCACCCGCUGGCACACGACAACGACAACCGUUGUCCUCCUCAUCGUCGUCGUCGUCGAAUUGUUGCAAAAGUGCGAAACCGCAAAUGUUAAGCACAACACAGAAGUCAACGCCGCCACCCAAACAAACCCACCGACUUUAACGGCGACAACCGCAACGAGACCCACUCGAUGAUGCCGUCGACAAAGCUCUUCAAUUUGCUUGCCAUCUAUUAUGGCAGCUCAUUGUGGGAUUACCGAACACAACCACAACCACAACCACUAGACACACUGCCAACCACCAACGAGCGUUGGCGAUGAAGCUCACAUCAAGAGGAGAGAGGCAAGGGUAUUGAGCAAUUGCUAAUAAAAAGG